Ceratosolen solmsi marchali is the source of this 1018-nucleotide messenger RNA. RefSeq lists its product as uncharacterized. The transcript is spliced from 9 exons. The record is from RefSeq and is a predicted model, not a curated record. Bases 1 to 912 code for a protein of 303 amino acids. NCBI's taxonomy places the organism in Eukaryota, Metazoa, Arthropoda, Insecta, Hymenoptera, Agaonidae.
AUGGCGGGUUGGUGUUCUGAAAGGGACAGCGACGACGACGACGAGGUGCUUAAUCUUAAUUUAUUCGCUCGCAAAUCAUUUGGAUUUCAAGGAUUUUCAGAAGAGAAAGAAAAUACUUUGAAAAGCAUCGUUAAGCAAUUUGGCGCAACGUGUGAUAAUUUUCCAAAAUAUGUAUUUACCAGCGUCGAGUAUUUUAAUUCCUUGAUGGAGAAUAGCAGUCCCUUGUACAAUGUAGCAUUUUUUCGUGACUGCGUCGAUGCCAAUAGAUAUUUAAACAUAGAGCAGUAUAGAUUUGGAGCAAAGUGUCAUGAGAAGAAGGAUUUUCGUGAUUUUGAACCAUGCUGCGGGAACUUCCAUAAUGGUCAAGAAGCAUGCAUGGUGUGCGAUCCAACGUGGCUAAGGAACGCUAAGAGCGUGCGCUCGUACUACCUUGAAAUUUCUUACAGAUGCAGUAGAGCUAAAAGUACCAGAAUAGUUAAGUUGAAAAAUAAAUGUACAAUUAAGAGCUGCCCCGUCAAUUCUCGUCCACAUGAGAAACAUCCCAGAAGAAAAAAUAUUUGGGAACCAUGGGAAUGUCGACUUAUUCUGGAUUAUAUAAUCUGCAAUAAGCAAUUCUUCUGGGUAAAAAGUCCAAGCUUGUACAGGCGCAUAUUUUCGGAAGGCUUCUUAACGCACAGAACACCAGAGUCCAUGAGAGUAUAUUUCCGCACUAACAUUUUGAAGUUCAUCGAAACAUACGAUUUACCAAAGCCUGUUAUGAGGAUAUUGAAGCAAAUUCGCAAAGCCACAAAUGCAAGCAGGAUAGACAGAAGAGAGGCUCCUUUAAACAAAAAAAGGCUAAUGAAAAGGAAAAGGCAACCAGACCGUAUAAAAAAGAGAUUAAAAAGGCAUAACAAAGCUUUAAGGUUAUAGAAAGAAGAAGAAAAAUCGAUAGUAUUACAAGUACUAUACAAUAUUUGACAAUCGAUGAAUUUUAACGUUUAAAGAAGAAAGUAUGCUUUAUAAUACUUGUACAAUU